CUUACAGUGGAAUUUUAAGAAUUGUGAAGGCUGAUACACAAUGUGGUCUACUGUAGCUAAAUAUUUAUUACGGAGCAAACUCCCCUUCUCUGUAGCACACACAACACUAAAAGUCCAAAGGAACAAAUGUUCUCCUUGUAGUUCUCUUCUGUAUGUCUCUCGCUGGCAGCAUAGUGCUCCUGUAUAUGAACAGGCUUGUCUCUCUGAGACCAUUAUUCGGAACGUGGAGACUUUGGAUGCUCAGCGCUUUGUCUGUGUGCACUGGGAAGAUGGAGGACAAAGUCACUACCCAUAUGUGUGGCUGAGAGAUAACUGCCAGUGCCCCGAAUGCUUCCUUCUCUCUGCAAAGGCAAGAAAACUCCCGAUUGAGAAUUUGGAUGUGAACACCGGUCUAAGAACAGUCAAUCUGACUGACACAAAUAAGGUGUCCAUCACAUGGCCGGAUAACCACCAAAGCGAAUUCGAUGCCAAAUGGCUGAAAAAGAGAUGUUUCUCUAAAGAGUCAAGAGCAGAAAUGCAAGAGGAACUCUUUCUUCAAGAACAUCAGUACUGGGGAAAUGAUCUGAAAAUACCCACCCUGUCCUAUGAAGACGUCCUGCGCUGUGAUCGGACAGCUUACGAGUGGCUCUGCACCCUGCGGAAAGUGGGAAUUGUACUGUUGGAAGGCGCACCUGUGAAGCAGGGAGAGUUGGCUACAUUUGGCAAAAGGAUAGGCUACAUGAAGCAUACUUUUUAUGGGUAG
Messenger RNA from Bufo gargarizans (Asiatic toad), 742 nucleotides. It is a transcript of the gene BBOX1, whose product is annotated as gamma-butyrobetaine hydroxylase 1. Gene Ontology annotation, biological process: carnitine biosynthetic process. NCBI's taxonomy places the organism in Eukaryota, Metazoa, Chordata, Amphibia, Anura, Bufonidae. Gene Ontology annotation, molecular function: gamma-butyrobetaine dioxygenase activity. The record is from RefSeq and is a predicted model, not a curated record. The transcript has a single exon. Gene Ontology annotation, cellular component: mitochondrion. Bases 41 to 742 code for a protein of 233 amino acids.